Molecule: messenger RNA, 768 nt
Organism: Daktulosphaira vitifoliae (grape phylloxera)
Lineage: Eukaryota; Metazoa; Arthropoda; Insecta; Hemiptera; Phylloxeridae
Exons: 2
Source: RefSeq, a predicted model, not a curated record
UAUGUUACUAAUGAAAAUAAACAAUUUUUGUAGUUUAAUGCAGAAAAUAUUAGUUAGUUUAUAAGAAACUUGUUAAUAGUUACUACGGAUUCACUUUUUUUUUCUUAUAUAAGCAGACAAAUUUUACGAAUACAAUUACUUCUUUGAAAAUUUUUAAUUUAAAGUGUCUAUCUUCUUAACUGUUCUCAAAGUCAACAUCGUGCAAACCUUUAAGUUUUUAAAUAAUUUUUUAAAUAAUCCAUAACGAUGAAAACGAAGACUCAGAGAUUAUUUGCUCAACUCAAGCGUUUACGUGAAAAUCCUACUUAUCCGUUUAUAACGCCAUCUUUCGUCCAUAUACACAACUGUAAUAAUAACAAGUCUGCUAUUGUGUCCACUAGUAAGAGUUUACCAAAGGCCAAUCCAAUAUGUUCGUCAACAAAAUCUGUGUCAGAAAAACCGCAAAUGAAGAAUCCACACGGCGUUCCUGUUAAAUCGACUUCGACACAUAUUAACAAAUCAUCUCCAAAGAAAAAAGUCGCCGUCGAUGGCAAUGAAAAGGACGCAGUCGGACCCCAGCCAAGAUCAAGUACGAAAAAGCUUAGAUCUAAGUCGGGAAUUCCGAAGGAACCUUCUAAAAAUUCAUGCUCGUCGAAAAGACCAAACGCUUUCGACGACAAUGGGUCUUCUAAGAGACCUAAAUACUCGAGCUCUGUCGAGUUACGCCAUAGUGCGGAUGGAUCCAAAAAAAAAAUAAUCCCAAAGGACAUUUCUUCAGCGUCAGAUUCG